Struthio camelus australis is the source of this 1553-nucleotide messenger RNA. The record is from RefSeq and is a predicted model, not a curated record. NCBI's taxonomy places the organism in Eukaryota, Metazoa, Chordata, Aves, Struthioniformes, Struthionidae.
UUUAAAUACCAAUUCCAUUUUUACAACGUCUGCAGGACUGUAGCUUUCAAACAGCAAAGGGCAAAGAAAGAUUUUUAAGCAAGCAAGCAAGCAAACAGCAAUGAGUAAAAGUCCGCUUUCUCUUGUCUUUUAACAGGAUGGUACUGGGGCAACAUGAGCGUUGCUGAAGCCAAAGAGAGAUUACAGGAUGCCCCUGAAGGGACUUUCUUGGUUAGAGAUAGCUCACAUUCAGAAUAUCUAUUGACUAUUUCAGUAAAAACAUCAGCAGGACCAACCAAUCUACGUAUAGAAUAUCAGGAUGGCAAGUUCAGGCUGGACUCUAUCACUUGUGUCAGAUCUAGACUUAAGCAGUUCAACAGCGUUGUGCAUUUGAUUGAGUACUAUGUGCUUAUGUGCAAGGACAGAACCGAAACGCCUUCAAAUGGAACGGUUCAUCUGUACUUGAACAAACCCCUCUAUACGUCAGCUCCAUCUCUGCAACAUCGCUGCAGAAUAACUAUAAACAAAUGUACAAAUCAGAUCUGGGAACUGCCAUUACCAACAAGACUAAAAGAGUACUUGAAAGAGUACCAAUACCAGGUAUAAAUAUCUUUUCUAAACGCCUCUAAUACAGAGUAACUUUUGAAUGCAAUUCUUAAAAUCAGCCAAAGAACUGAGUAACCAGUUGUACAAGUCAGCAUGGAAUUCACUAUCAAAACAGUGGCAGUUCUGGGGGAAAGGGUUUUAUUUCAGAUGCCACAAAGGAAGACUUUAUGUAGAAUAAUCGCAGUCUGCAUCUUCAGGGGUUCGACAAGGUGGCGUGCUAACCUGUGAGGAGAGAGAAGCCAGAUCGUGUUGCUUUGUCAAUGGCAUAAAAUACUGCACUAACUAUCAAAUGCUAGCUGAAGCGGUGGGAGGGGGAGAGACUGCAAAAGUGGUCAAAGGCGUAUCAGAGUGCAUAAGUAUCUCAGUUGUCUGAUUCCAAGACUAAUUUGGUGCUGGUGUUCGUAUAAUCCUGAAAACUUAACUGGAUCACACUGUGAUAAUCUUGCCAAAGUUAUGCAGCUAAUCAAAUGCAGUCAAAAAAGUGAUCAUCUAUUCUUUUUUUUAUUGAACUAUAACCCUCGUGCUUUUCUGCAAGAAAAGGAGUGCUGUAAGUAAUCCGUUUAAAACAUUGUUUUCCAGAGUUCUCUAAAAAUUGGUUUUAAGGCGAAAUCACACAUCUUUCGUAGGAACCCAGUAUAUGUUGCUGAUUAUACCAGAUUGGUAUCCCAGAAUCUUUGUUAACAUGUUAACAUCUUCCCAGAAGUGACAUAUCCGUGUUAUUACUAUUAAGCUUCUUUUGGUUGAGGCUUUAGGACUCUAUGCUGCAGGCUUGCAGUUGCUCUGUUCCAGUGUCGAGACAUGGAUAUCAGCAGUUACAGCUGUCUUCUACAGUGUAGAAUGUUUUCUUCAGCUUGUUUCCCAAAAUAUGGGGAAGUCUGGAUUUGGGGGGGUUUUUUUGAGGCUGUUUGUUUUUUUCUAAUUCACCAUUGUAGCUACCAGACUAUUACUCAAUAAAGUAAACCAAAUUG